Messenger RNA from Pecten maximus, 1302 nucleotides. RefSeq names its product mitochondrial amidoxime-reducing component 1-like. The transcript has 8 exons. The record is from RefSeq and is a predicted model, not a curated record. Gene Ontology annotation, molecular function: molybdopterin cofactor binding; pyridoxal phosphate binding; nitrate reductase activity. Gene Ontology annotation, biological process: nitrate metabolic process. Bases 131 to 1105 code for a protein of 324 amino acids. NCBI's taxonomy places the organism in Eukaryota, Metazoa, Mollusca, Bivalvia, Pectinida, Pectinidae. Gene Ontology annotation, cellular component: mitochondrial inner membrane.
AUAGGUCAUUGUAAGCCUCGUGUACACCACCAGACAGCAAACUAACGGCCUUUCCUCGGCGACCCGUUCGUCAGUGAACUGGAGGCCACUGACGGUCUUUUAUAUACCAGCGGACCAACAGUAGGUUACCAUGUUGUCAAUUCUACAAGAUGAUGCGACGUCCACUUUUGUUGGCCUUGUCGGUGCCUCUGUGCUGAAGUAUGGCUUUACGACAUGGCUGGCUUCAGGCCGUCCCAAAGUCUACGAGAAGGUCGGGAAAGUGUCUAGUCUACAACUUUACCCAGUGAAGUCGUGUCGGGGUCUAGAUGUCAAAACGGCCGAAUGUACAUCUAUAGGACUACGCCAGUAUGGAGUCACCGACAGACAUUGGAUUCUUAGCUGCAAAAGCAACGACUGGAUAAACGCCAAUAGGGAGCCGAAACUUACCCUAGUGAGUGUCAAGCUGCUCGAAGAUACAGUGGAGAUGACAGCCCCGGGAAUGGAACCUCUCUUGGUCCCACUCAACCCCAAACUCGACACGGCAAUGAUCCGCCAUAUUGGCACCGGCCCGAGCGCCAUAGAUACGCUGGAUUGUGGUGAUGAAGCUGCAGAUUGGUUUGUCAGACACACGGGAAGGAAGGGAGUCAGACUGAACUACUCUCAUCCUGAGCUGCAAAAACGGGAAUCAAUCAAUUUCAAACAUCCAUGGGACCAUUAUCCUAAACCUGGAGACCAGAUGGCAUUCUCAAAUUACUCUGCCUACAUGAUGAUGACCAAGGAAAGUCUUGCUGUGCUUAACGCUGAACUAGACUCGCCAGCGAAAAUUAACAACUUCCGUCCAAGCAUAAUGAUGGAAGGAUCGCCAGCUUUCCAGGAGGACCAGUGGGAGGCAGUAAAGAUCGGCACAGCCUCCUUUAGAAUGAUAGACAUGUGCUCCAGAUGCAAUCAAAUCAACGUUGUACAAGAUGAGGGCAAACAUUCGAAGGAUAAGGAACCGUUUACUACUCUGAGAAAAAUCCGGUCUUUCCAGAAGUAUGGUGGCAAACCCUGUAUUGGUAUCUACUUGGCGUUGGACGUGGAAGGAACGAUCAAUGUCGGCGAUGACGUUUACGCCAUCCGGAAAUAGGUAGAUGUGAGAACUGAAAAAAUGUGUUAUCGGAAGAAUCAUGGCUUGAUAUAAACUGUUCAUCACAGUUUACAAUAGCUAUAAUAAAACAGAAUGAUUAUUACUACAAAUAUAUGGAUGAAUGAUGAUAAAAUAUUCAGUUAUCAUAGUUCAGCGAUUAAAAUGUAUGAAAAUUAAAUAUACAUGUGCAAUUUUAA